AUGACCAGCUCUGCGACAACCCAAAAUUACAAGAAAUCAGAUGACAAUACACACGAUACAGGACCUCAGUUUUAUGGCCACUAUCACCACGUGACCGCUGAGAUUCCUAUCGGGGGACUCCGAACUUCCCAAAAAAAUAUAGUGUUUGACCCUCAUCUCUCCCCACCUUCUGGGCGUGUUAUGUUGAAAGCUCUCCGCAAAAUGACGACCUCCAUCGCUGCUGCAACAGCCUCUGCGCAAGCGGUGCCGCACGUGCCAAUUCCUGCCAAAGGUGUCGACUACCGCAACAAAGUCGUUCUAGCCCCAAUGGUUCGCAGCGGCGAGUUGCCCUCGCGCCUGCUGGCCCUGAAAUACGGCGCCGACCUUGUCUGGGGCCCCGAAACAAUCGACCGCGCAAUCAUCGGUGCAACCCGUAAAGUCAACCCUCGCACUGGCUUGAUCGAAUUUACCCGCCUCCCAUCCAACGGCGGCCGUCCCAACGUCGCAGACAAAGAGUCAACCAUUUACCGCAUCGACCCCGCGCGAGAGAAAGGCAAGCUCAUCUAUCAGAUCGGAACUGCAAACCCUGAACUGGCAGUGCAAGCUGCGCGGAUGGUGGCAGCAGACGUUGAUGGGAUUGAUGUAAACUCCGGCUGCCCCAAGCCCUUCUCCACGUCUGGUGGAAUGGGCGCUGCUCUUCUCCGCACACCGGACCUGCUGGUUUCUAUCCUCGAGUCGCUCGUCAAGGAAGUGGGUGAACCCUUCCAGAUCGGUAUUUCAGUGAAAAUCCGCAUCCUCGCCCAGCCCGAAGAGACUGAAGCUCUCGUCACCCGCCUUGUCAAAACAGGUAUCACAGGGCUGACCGUUCACUGCCGCACGACUCCGAUGCGUCCUCGUGAGCGCGCAAUCCGCGACCAGCUGUCUAUGGUAGCUCGCAUUUGCCACGAGGCCGGUGUUGCGUGUCUCAUGAACGGAGAUGUGACAUCGCGUGACCAGGGACUUGCAUUGAUGUCCGAAUACGGGGUUGAUGGGGCGAUGAUCGCCACCUCGGCCGAGGCAAACUCGUCCGUCUUCCGCUCAGAGGCUGAUGGUGGUGCGGCGCCUUGGAGGGACGUCGUUUACGACUACAUGGUCUUUUGUCUAGACUCCGAGAACCGACUCGGCAACACCAAGUACCUGCUCAAUAUGCUGAUCCCAGGCAAGGUCAAGGAAUUCAACAAGGCGAAGGUAGCCAAAUCAUACCUCGAUAUCUGCCGUUUCUUGUUAUUUGAAGAUCUACUGCCCCGGGCGGCCGCUGUCGAUGUGAUCCUGGGACUGCAAGACAAGUGGUUGAGCCCACCCGAUGAGAAUGUGCCAGCUCAGGCCGAUUCUAAGGUUGAUUCAAAGUCAGAUUCCAAAUCCGAGGCUGUCAAAAGCGCGAUGACAUCUGAGUCCGCGCGGGCUGCUGGGGGUGGUGCGACUCGGACAAAGACUCCCUCUCCUGCCGUUCAUGGUGGAGGUCCCAUUCGUCGCACUUCUGCUCCUAAGCCCAAGGCUACUGAGGCUGGGGCUGAUCAAGAGGCAUCAGCCUCAGUCUCAGAGGCCCAGCCUACGGCUCAACCCCAGGCCCAACCACAGGCUGCCUGA
Penicillium salamii is the source of this 1605-nucleotide messenger RNA. NCBI's taxonomy places the organism in Eukaryota, Fungi, Ascomycota, Eurotiomycetes, Eurotiales, Aspergillaceae. The record is from the annotation of a GenBank genome assembly.